CUCUCUCUCUCUCUCUCUCUCUCUCUCUCCAUUUUAUUUACUUUCAUUUCGAUCAAAUUUUCAUAUAAAUUGGUUUUUACUUUUCAAGGUUUCUUCCAUGUUUGCUUCCGUACAUUUCCAAGAUUUUGAUAUCCACUCUUUUAUGCUUUUUUUGAUUCGAUUUUCUUGGCAAAUCAGAUUCAUAUCUUCAUUUGGAAAAAUGGGUUUUCUCUUUUUUCUUCAUUUGAGGACUAAUUGAUGAAUUUUUUCUCUUUUUGUUGAAAAUUUUGCUGGGUAUUGGUGGUUUUUUAUUUAGGUUGCUUUCAAUCCAUAAACAGGAAUUGGGUCUUCUGCAAUUGAAGGAAAAAUGAAGGGAAAUGAUUCAAAGAUGCCGAGAAUGGAUGACAUUCUGAAUCUUCCCGUGCAAGAUCCACCCUGUGCUGAAUUUUCUGCGGCACAUAUAAAUUGGGCAAAAGUAGAUGGUGGUCGCCAAGGUGGUGAUGAUAUUGCUCUAAUUCCCUUCUGUAGAGUUGAUGAUUUUGUAAAAGGAGAAUCGACUAACGCAGAAUGCCCUGCAAGUUUUCGUAUUGAGUCAAGAAGGAAACGAUCUGAAGGAAGUGUUAGCAAGCCGAGGGUUGAUGGCUAUCUUGAGUAUACGCUAUAUUGGUGUUCUUAUGGUCCUGAAGACUACCGAGACAGCGAGUCUGGUGCGAGUGACGGCCCAAACAAUAAACCAACAUCAGGCAAGGGUAGCAGGCCUGGAAGACGUCACAUGAUGAGAGGCUGCCUUUGUCAUUUCACCGUGAAGCGCUUAUAUACUCGCCCCCUCCUUGCACUCAUCAUUUACAAUCAGCGAAACCACGUUGAUAAAACUGGCGCACCAUGUCAUGGAAUACUAGACAGAGAUGCUGUAGGAACUCGAGCUAUGUAUGCUCCUCGGAUUUCAGAGGAACUACGGCAACGAAUAAUGUCUAUGCUUUAUGUUGGGAUUUCAUUAGAUAACAUUAUCCAACACCACCUUGAAGAAGUGGAGAGGCAUGGUGGACCUAGCAACCGUGAUGAUUUUCUCACUCGGAAUGAUGUCCGCAACAUGGAAAGGGUCAUUCGUAAUUCGACAUACGAAUUACAUGCAAAUGAUGUGUCUAGUAUAAGGAUGUGGGUGCAACGCCACCAGAAGCAUGUCGUGUUCUUCCAAGAAGAUUCGGCUAUGGAAUCGUUCAUUUUGUGUGUACAGACUGAAUGGCAGUUGCAGCAGAUGCUCCGAUACGGGCAUAACAGUUCUGUUGCUUCUCAUUCUACUUUUGGGUUGAACAAGCUGAGGUACCCUUUGUGUAGUUUAUUAGUUUUCGACUCAUGCCAUAAUGCGAUUCCUGUUGCAUGGGUCAUUACAUCUAGCUUUGAUGGCCACAACAUCCAGAGAUGGAUGGGAUCCCUUGCUGACAGAAUCCGGGCAAAGGACCCCAGAUGGAGACUACAUGCCUUCUUAAUAGAUGAACCAUCUCUUGAUAUUUCUACAAUCAGAGAUAUUUUCCAGUGCCGGGUUCUGCUAUCCCUUUGGCAUGUGCGCCGAGCUUGGAUGAGAAGCCUGUUAAAGAAAUGCUGCAAUUUUGAAGUGCAAAGAGAAAUGUUUAAGCAAUUAGGCCAGGUUUUGUACUGCACAAGGAAUUGGCCGAAUGCUAUGGAUGCAAUAGAAGAGUUUAUGCAGAUUUAUAUCGAUCAAUGUUCAUUCAUGGAUUAUUUUAGGGAUCGAUGGCUGCCAAAAAUAGAGAUGUGGGUUAGUGCCAUGAGGACGCUUCCGAUGGCAUAUCAAGAGUUUCAUGCUGCAAUCGAAUCCUAUCAUCUAAGAUUGAAAUCCAAAUUGUAUUGUAACUCACAUGCAAGCUCUUGGUCGAGAGUUGACUGGCUUGUCCAUGCAUUGACUACUGAAUUUCACUCCUUAUAUUGGUUUGACCAAUAUGCUGAAGAAACCAGUUCCUUUAGAAAUUUUAGAGACGAGUCCUUUUUGACUAAUUCUUGGUACCGAGCACUGCACAUUCUGGACGUCGAUGUGAUAUUAGAUGAGGAAGACCUUCGGUUUGCGAAGGUUAUUUCUCAAUCAAACAGGAACCUGGCAUACACCAUUUGGAAUCCUGGUUCCGAAUUUUCACUUUGUGAUUGUACGUGGUCAAGGUUGGGCAAUCUUUGCAAGCAUGUGAUCAAGGUUAGCAUCAUUUGUAGAAACCGCCAUGUUGCAAGGCCAUUGUUAGCUGCACAAACUUACCGCCAGACAUUGCUUAGUCUUCUCCAAAACCCUCCAGAUGAUCCCAUUGUUCUUGAUCAUGCUAUUUUGCAUGCAACCCGCAUGCAGCAGGACCUAAAGGGCUUAGAAGAGUUAUCUAACAAUGGUCUGCUCCAGCCUCUUAAUCCGUUUGAAACGAUUGCACAUGUUGUGGAUAAUCUUGUGCCCGAAGCAUGCAUUUCCGUUGAUGGGGCUGCAAAGACAAAGAGGCCAAGGACCUUGAGUCCUGGAAUGAAUGUUGCUGGGCCGCAGCUUGACUUUACAAGACAGGUCUCUACCUCUGUAACUUCUCAAGCAUUGACAAGCAGUCAGAUAAGGGAAUUUCUUCAGUUACUUAAAGUGCCUCAGGGAUCGAAUCAGAGGAACGUUAUCAAUGAGCAGACUGUCAUUAGUAAUUGUGGCAUGGGGCAUGACAUUGGUUGAUAAGCCUAAGGUGAGUGGCUUGCAGUGGUAAUUGCAUCUUUUACUUGGAUGCCGUUGAGGUUGAAAUGUCCGAGAGACAACAAAUGCAAAGGCUACUCAUGAGAGUAGGUUCUCAGACCCCUCUCUCUGCACACGUACCAUUUUUUGAGAUCUGAGCAGUUCAUCUGGUGGGCCCUGCCACGCAUGUGGUAUGCCCCAAAGAUUAGGCCUGUCCAGUCAUCGGGUAACGGUAACUAUAUUAAAAAGGAGGAGAAAUACAGGAGAGAGAAGGGGAAAGCUAAUCCGCUGAGAAGGCGGAUCAACUACAACCCAAAAAAGACAAAUUACAACUAUUGAGCUUUACAACGGAAGAGCUCCAUUCCGCUAUGAAAUAUAUCACCCUUCCAUUACAAGCAGACAACCUGAGUUUCGCUGCCAAGGAUUUCAACAUUUCUGGUUUUGGGGGUACAUUAACUAGAAGCUAUGGUUGCAAUUGUUUUUGAUCUUUAUGUUCCAUGGGGCACUUUCGAGGAGGGAUCAUGUGAACAGUGAACCUCAAGCUGAAGAUGCGAGCAGUACCCUCAAGCCUUGUGUAUGUACAAGUGGUGUCACCUAUCUAUUGUAACUUACUGAUUACUAGGAACUUUCAUGUCUGACUGCAAUGUUUCAGUUAUAACCAGAGACAAGCAUGUUAAAGUCAGGAGGCCUUUGUUGUUGUGAAAGCAUCCAAUGAAGACACCACAUUAUUCAGAACAUGUGUUUGGGCAAUUUGCAAUUUGAGUAGUGGCUUGGUCCUCAAGAAACAAUACCAACUGGUUGACGGCAUGGGAUUCAAAGAUUUGAACUUUUGUUGCAAUCCCAAGCCCAAAAGAGGAAGCAUAUGAAUAUACUUCGGUUUUCAUGUUGUACAAGUGGGGACACCAUGGUUUGAUGAUCUAUAGAUCAUUGGUCUGUUGGUUUUGAGUGGACGGAAAAUAACCCAAAUAUCUCCUCAAUAGAACGAUCCCAACCUUUUCAAUAUGUGGCCUGCAUAUGGACAAUAAAAAUCCAAAAUGCGGCAAUGGUCCUCAUCGCCCAAGAUUGGUGGCUAGGAUUUUCCAAUCUGCAAGAUUUUGGGGGCUAAAGUUGUGGUGUUUGGAGGUUUGGGACUGGUUCUACGUUUGGGAUGUAUUCAAGGUUAAGGCAUGCAUGAGGGCUGAGAUAUAUGCAUUUACUGCAGCGUGGUUCUACUGUUGCCGUCCUCAGGAGGCAACUUGGCUUCAUGGAGCUACUGAUGCACUGCUUUCAGAAUUGAACGGCACCUGGACAGCAAGAAACUAUUUCCAUCUGAAAGUUCAUUGGGCAGCUUUACAACAGGUUCAAGAUCACUCAGUUGGUAGUCGGGACAAGAACUGGGCUGUUUAUAUGAUUAAAUUUUCAAUAGUAAUGUGAUUAUGAAGGGAUUAACAUCACUAAUGGGACUGACCUCUCGAUUAUGCAAACGAAAGAGUCAGAAUCACAAAUUUUAUUCUUAGAUAUUUCUUAAAAAAUUCAGUUUUUUUUUUUUUUUUUGGUUUUGGGAGAAAGACUGUUGAUUGUUGCCAUUCAAGUGUAAAAAUUUAUACUGGAGUUUAAGCAGUAAAAAUCCAAUAUAUUGGAUGUUGUAUUUAUGAUAAUCA
Magnolia sinica is the source of this 4317-nucleotide messenger RNA. RefSeq lists its product as uncharacterized. NCBI's taxonomy places the organism in Eukaryota, Viridiplantae, Streptophyta, Magnoliopsida, Magnoliales, Magnoliaceae. The record is from RefSeq and is a predicted model, not a curated record. Gene Ontology annotation, molecular function: zinc ion binding. The transcript has 9 exons. The coding region runs from base 347 to 2680 and encodes 777 amino acids.